GAUCCUUAAUAAAUAGCAGGAUCCCUAAUAAAUACCAAGGUCUCUAAUGCAUGCAGUUAGCACCCAGCUCAUCUCUGACUUCCACCCCCUGCACAGCACAAAAAUGCCCCUGCAAGGAGCCAGCAGUUGGACACUCACUUGGGGGACAGUAAGUCCCUCACCAUCCCCUGCUGCCACUGUCCAGGUGAGGUGGAAGAUAGCAGCCCUGCCCUCCAAGGCCUGGGGAAGGGUCACAGCCCCACAGCAGAAGACAUUAAGAACAUGUUAUGUGAUGGUUCUGACAGUUCUGUUUUCCACCAGGAUUUUCCUAUUUAAGUUUGAUGGGAAACCACAAUGAGUCAGUGCAGGCUGUCAGCCAGCAGCAUCCCAUGGUUCAUGGCACACCCCUGGUGUGGGCAGCCCCCUGUCUCUCUCUCUCCAUCCAUCCCUUCCUCCCUCCUCUGCAGGUACCCAGCCCAGGGCCCAGAUGCUGGAGCCCACCGAGCCUGCCCUGCGCCGCCUGUCCCACCAUCUCCUUGCCCACUACCAGAAGGGCACCCGCCCUGUGCGGGACUGGCGGACGACCACCACUGUGGCCAUUGACCUCAUGGUCUAUGCCAUCCUCAGCGUGGAUGAAAAGAACCAGGUGCUGACCACCUACAUCUGGUACAGGCAGCACUGGACGGAUGAGUUCCUUCAGUGGGACCCGGCGCACUUCGACAACCUGACACAGAUCUCCCUCCCUGCCGAGAGCAUCUGGGUGCCCGACAUCCUCAUCAACGAGUUCGUGGAUGUUGGAAGGUCGCCCCGUGUCCCUUAUGUCUACGUCAGCCACCACGGGGAGGUGCAGAACCUUAAACCCAUCCAGGUGAUGACCGCCUGCAGCCUGGACAUUUACAACUUCCCCUUCGAUGUCCAGAACUGCUCGCUCACCUUCACCAGCUGGCUGCACCACAUCCAUGACAUCAACCUCUCGCUGUGGCGGCAGCCAGACCUGGUCAAGUUCGACCGUAGUGUCUUCAUGAACCAGGGUGAGUGGGAGCUGCUCUACGUCCUCACCCACUUCCAGGAGUUCAGAGUCAAGAGCAGUGACAGCUACGCUGAGAUGAAGUUCUAUGUAGUCAUCCGGAGACGCCCCCUCUUCUACACCGUCAGCUUGCUGCUCCCCAGCAUCUUCCUGAUGGUCAUGGACAUUGUGGGCUUCUACCUGCCUCCCAACAGCGGCGAGAGAGUCUCUUUCAAGAUCACCCUUCUGCUGGGCUACUCGGUUUUCCUCAUCAUUGUAUCUGACACGCUGCCAGCUACUGCUGUUGGCACCCCCUUGAUAGGCAUCUACUUCGUGGUGUGCAUGGCGCUGCUGGUCAUCAGCCUGACAGAGACCAUUCUCAUUGUGCGUCUGGUGCACAAGCAAGACCUGCAGCCCCACGUCCCACACUGGGUGAAGCACUUGCUGCUGGAACAAGCCCCCAUCCUGCUCUGCAUCCGCGACAAGAAGAAAUUCAGCCAGAGCAGGCCACAGAGCUCUGACAUCUCCAGGCAGGUGGAGAACACAGACAGCACAGGUGAGGACUGCCCACCCACAGGGACCCCUGCUCCCCCUCUGGGACCCCCAGGGGAAGGGUCCCCACUGGCGCAUGGCCUCCUGCGUGAGGUCACCGCCAUCCGCCAGUUCCUGGAGAAACGUGAGGAGUUCCGUGAUGUGGCCCGCGAGUGGCUCCAAGUGGGCUAUGUCUUGGACAUCCUGCUCUUCCGAGCCUACCUGUUGGCUGUCCUGGCCUAUACCAUCACUCUGGGCACCCUCUGGUCGGUGUGGCGGGAUGCCUGAGCAGCGCCCAACACAGGGGGGGGAGGGGGAGGGUGGGAAGGUGGGACCCCCAACCCUGCCUCGCUCCUCGAUGAGGGGCUGGCCGGGGUUUCACCACCUUCCCUCUAACUCUAUGGGAGGUGGACACAGAGGCAGAACUAAGACCGCUUCCCCCAACCCUCUCUGCAACCCUCGCGCGAUGCUCCCCCGCCCCCACCAGCGGCUCCCGUUUCAGCACCGAGGACAGCGCCCGCCCGGUCCCGCCCCGCCCGCGCACACAGGGGGUCCCGUCCCCAAUGCCGGGGGGGGUGUGGGCGUCCCCGCUGAUCCAGGGGGUGACCCAAAGAGUCCCCGCUACACCGUGGAGUCCCCAGUGCCCCAAAGGGUUCCCCCUGCCCCUGAAUGCCCAUUGAAUCACGGGCCCUUGUCUGCCUGGGCGUCCCCCAUGCUCCCAGCGCUGCUGUUCCUCACCCUGGAUACCCCAUGUAAGACCCCACCUCUAUGCAUGAAGAACCAAGGGCCACAUGCCUGUGUCCCCUCCUCGUUACCCCCUGGGCCUUUAUUCCACCCCCAUCACCUCUGCACAUGCUUGCCCAGCAGAUCCCCAUCACGCUCCUGCGCAGCAAACCGGGAGAGAACCAGUGCUGGCUGAUGACAACCAGGUAGCAAACGGAUUGGCUGUGUGGGGACAGGGUGCUGGGAGACCCACCGGGUCCCCAAAUACUACCACGUCUUGGUCUAUCCCUCUCCACUGGCUGCAUCCCAGCAGUGGGACUGAGCGCCAAGUGCCUGAGUGAAUCUGCCCCAGGCAGCACCUACUCUUGGUUCUACGUUGGUGGGCUCAGAGGGUUCACAGUAGAAACACUAACUGUAUUUUUGGGGUGGUCCCUGGCCCUGCUGCACUUGCCCAAGACCCUGCAAAGGUGCACCUUGCUCUUCAUGCUGGAAACGUACCUGAGCAACCAGUGCAGGCUCCCCAAUCCUGGGAAGUGCUGGAGACGCUGUGGCUCUCCUCCGUCCCCAAGCCCACCAGUCCUGGAGCAAGGGCCCCACUUGCUGCCCUGAAGCCAUCACCUGCAGGAAAACUACUCACUGAGUGAUGGGGCUGAGGACGGGUGGAGUGGGCUCCCAUUGCUGCUGGCCUCUGCUAAUGUGCCGAUGGUUGGUAAGUGGCUGCCUAUUGAUGAGGUGUCCAGCUAAAGAGUUGGCGAGACACUAAAUCAGCCCAUUGAUCGUACUGAGAUCGAUGGUGCUACAGACCUGAUCACUGCAGCGGGCAAUUAACACCCUCUGGAAUGAGCCGCUUUCGUGUAACAUCAAACGCUCCAACAGACAAAUCCAAUGGGCCCAUUGACCCAGGCACACGCUCAAGGAGAUGGGGCAGCAAGAUCCCUGCCUUCACCAUCCCUCUCCUGUCCAAUGAGAUCCUGGCUGCCCCUCAGGGACCCACUAUGGGAUGCUCACCUGUGGAGACCAUCGGCAGCCACACAGUCCUUGUCCUUCCCUGCACUAAGGAGCCAUCUCUCACCCAACCCCUCGCGUGGCUCAGAGGUCCUUCCCCUUUGGAAGCAGAGGCUUCAGGAAAAGCUCCAGGUUCUCCCUUUGUCCUCUCGCUGCUUUGGAAAGUGCUGCAUGUGGGGAAAAAGUUCCAGGCGUCUCUCCCAGAGGAGCCUGGAUAUUCCUCUUAAAAAAAAAAAGAAAAAAAAAUCAAUAAAUCUGAAUUUAAUCUACUAAUAAAGGCUUAAUGAGGACAUAAUGUUGAUAGAACAGAACAUUGUUGCAGUAUAAUCACUCCCAGCUGCCGCAAGUGUGCAGACAAAGGCCCAGCCCUGCACCCAUAGCUGUUAUUCUACUCAUCUUUAUCCUGGCCAGGGCCACAUGUCCCCCAACCAGGACAUGCACCCAGUGGGGUGCAGGACCAACACUCCCCCCUCAAAAGCUCCCCACAAAAGCUGUGCUGUGGAGACCACCACCAGGACCUUGCAUGGACACACAGCCCCCAAAACACACCAUGACCCACAUCAACCACCCCUGGAGAGAAACGAGGGGUGCUCUGUACCCCGUGACUCCCACCAUGCUGUCAUUAAUGUCCAAGUGCCCUGCAGCACCCUGCUUGGGGGACAGCACCUGGGGGGCACC
Calypte anna (Anna's hummingbird) is the source of this 3922-nucleotide messenger RNA. RefSeq names its product 5-hydroxytryptamine receptor 3A (gene HTR3A). The transcript is spliced from 8 exons. Gene Ontology annotation, cellular component: neuron projection; synapse; postsynaptic membrane. Gene Ontology annotation, biological process: nervous system process; monoatomic ion transmembrane transport; regulation of membrane potential. NCBI's taxonomy places the organism in Eukaryota, Metazoa, Chordata, Aves, Apodiformes, Trochilidae. The record is from RefSeq and is a predicted model, not a curated record. Gene Ontology annotation, molecular function: neurotransmitter receptor activity; transmembrane signaling receptor activity; extracellular ligand-gated monoatomic ion channel activity. Bases 467 to 1804 code for a protein of 445 amino acids.